This is a messenger RNA of Stomoxys calcitrans (stable fly), 2234 nucleotides long. It is a transcript of the gene MFS16, whose product is annotated as glucose-6-phosphate exchanger SLC37A2. The transcript has 7 exons. The record is from RefSeq and is a predicted model, not a curated record. Gene Ontology annotation, cellular component: membrane. Bases 242 to 1759 code for a protein of 505 amino acids. Gene Ontology annotation, molecular function: transmembrane transporter activity. NCBI's taxonomy places the organism in Eukaryota, Metazoa, Arthropoda, Insecta, Diptera, Muscidae. Gene Ontology annotation, biological process: transmembrane transport.
CUAUUCGAAGAUUUCUCUUUAGUAUCGUGUAAUCAUUGAAAACAUUAAACGAUUUUCAUUGCGGGCUUAUCCUCAUCUUUCUCAUAAUUAUUAUUACGGAUGUGUAUUUAUAAAAAUUUGAAUUAAAUCGUUUAGUAAUUUUGACAAUAACAACGGCUGUUACCAGUGUGUGUCUGGGUUUUGGACCAGUAAUUCUCACUGGUCGUUAUAGGAGAUACUGUCGCCGCCGCUAUUGAGCUCCAUGAGCCCUCGUAGCCGAAGGAUGAGCCACAAUUACAAUGACAUCCCAGUGGGUGUAUUGGCUGUUAAAGCAUUAGCACACAAAUGUUGUCCACAGCUAAGAUGGAAAAAAGAGACUGUAUUUAAAAUCUCCAUCUUUGCACUGACUUACAUGGCCUACACCUGCUAUCAUAUGGCACGUAAACCAAUAUCGGUUGUGAAAUCGGUAUUACAUACAAAUUGCAGUGAAACAGUUGUGCAUAAUUCCUCCUCCAGUGAUUGUGGCUAUGCUCCAUUUGAUGACUCCAAUGCUCCCGCUUUGUUUGCUGCCUUGGAUUCAGCUUUUCUAUUUGCCUAUGCUGGGGCAAUGUUUUUGUCUGGAUUUGUGGCCGAACGAGUAUCGUUACGCUACUUUUUGGCCUUUGGCAUGAUCUUAUCGGGAGUUUUUUCCUAUCUCUUUGGAGUGGCCAAGACAUGGGGUGUUCAUGCCAUGGCAUAUUUUGUUCUUGUCCAAAUAUGUGCGGGCAUUACACAAACAACUGGUUGGCCCGGUGUGGUCACUUUGAUUGGACGAUGGUUUGGCAAAUCUAAACGUGGUCUGGUUUUUGGCAUAUGGAAUAGUCACACAUCGAUUGGCAAUAUUCUGGGUACCCUCAUUGCGGCCUAUUAUGUGGAAAGAAAUUGGGCCAUGUCAUUUAUUGUGCCGGGUAUAAUCAUUGCCAUGGUUGGAUUUAUUCAAUUUCUGUUUGUGGUUGAUUGUCCGGAGAUGGUGGGUGUCAAUCCCGAAAGUACUCCCCACCAUGCAACAGACGUAUCACCGCCCAAUGAUUCCGAUAUAGAAGACUACGAUUCAAAUGGCGCAGAACGUACACCAAUUCUUAGUGGUCAUGCCAGACAACGUCCCAUAAGUUUAGUCAAUGCCCUUUAUAUUCCUGGUGUUGUGGAAUUUUCUUUGUGCUUAUUUUUCUCAAAGUUGGUGAGUUAUACAUUCCUCUAUUGGCUGCCCUUGUACAUUCAAUCAUCGAGUACAUUGGGACCCAGUCUAUCGGCUGAUCUCUCCAUUUUGUUUGAUGUUGGUGGAAUAUUUGGAGCUAUUGUUGCUGGCAUGAUAUCUGAUGCCACGGGCAUGUCAGCGACAACCUGUACCGUGAUGUUAUUGCUCGCAUCACCGGUGCUUUUGUUAUAUCAAGCAUACGGAGCUGUAUCUGUUUUUGUCAGUGUGUUCCUUUUGUUGGUUGCUGGCUUUCUAGUAAAUGGACCCUAUGCUCUCAUCACAACAUCGGUCAGUGCUGAAUUGGGUCAGCACAGUUCAUUGGAGGGCAAUGCCAAAGCAUUGGCCACAGUAACUGCUAUUAUAGAUGGAACUGGUUCAAUAGGAGCCGCCAUUGGCCCCCUUAUGGCCGGCAUGAUUUCCUCUCAUGGCUGGCAAAAUGUCUUUUAUAUGCUGAUAUUAUCAAAUAUUUUUGCUAUGAUACUGCUGCUAAGAUUGGUGAAAAAAGAAUGCACAAGAGUUGUCAGAUCACGAAUACGUAUAGAAUAAUAGAUUUGAAUUUUUUUUCCUCCACUUCAAUAUAUAUGCGUGUAUUGUCGUUGUGUACUAUAAACAAGAAUCUACAAAAAAAUGCCUUCUCAAUCAUAUCUCUGAUCAUCCAUCGUCUGUUUAUAAAUAAUUUAGUGUACUGUGUAUAAAGGAUGUAUAGGAUUUGUUGUGUUUUAUGAUGACGAUUUUAGCCAUUACGUUUAUUUGAUAUAUAAAUGUUUUAAAUCGAAUUUGUAUUUAUUUUUUGAGGCUUAGUUUUACCUUGUAUUUGUACAUUACACCCAUAAAGAUAAUGAAAAAGCCAACACCCUCCCUUUUGUAUUGAGUAAAUUAUGAAAUAAGUGACUAUGGAUACUGCAUUCGUACAAAGUAAUAUGUUUUUGUAAGAAACUCCCCCCCCCCCCCCACACACACACACUUUUUGAUAUAUAAAAAAAAACCAAAAAAGAAAAUAAACUAAAUACAUUUUAAAUUA